Aspergillus neoniger CBS 115656 is the source of this 528-nucleotide messenger RNA. RefSeq lists its product as uncharacterized. NCBI's taxonomy places the organism in Eukaryota, Fungi, Ascomycota, Eurotiomycetes, Eurotiales, Aspergillaceae. Bases 96 to 386 code for a protein of 96 amino acids. The transcript has a single exon. The record is from RefSeq and is a predicted model, not a curated record.
GCUACUACCUCUGUUUGGUUGGAUACGCUCGAAUCCCAAAUGGACUGACUCGAAGAGGCGACGACUCAUCAAUGUAGGCAAAUUCAAUAGAGACAAUGGUGCACUUGGCGUAUCAGGAACUUCGCCAGUCAGCAGACCGUCCAAGUUCUUCGACACGCGUUAGAUUUACUUCACCGAGUGGCUUGGAGAAGGAUGAGUGCCGGACAUGGAAAGGUGCGCUGCUUGGUGGGGGUUUACUGACCUUCCAGAAGGCCAUCGAACGCUCGCAGAUGAUGUGGAUGGUUGGGAAGGUCCAUGGCGAGCCCGAUCGGAUCCCUGUGUCAAUCCCUAUCUGCAAGAGGAAACAGGAAGUCACCCAAGUGACGCCAACCAUUCAAUAUGGGUAAAUCCUCCGGAAUCUCAAUGAUAAUGUCUGGGGACAGCCUCUGGGCGCAAGCCACCUCAGCUGUAUAACCCUUCCUCCAGAUGCGGUGCCAAGCAGUUACAGAAGGUUACCCAUGUUACUCGUUCCAUACUUGCGCUCGAGGG